This is a messenger RNA of Rangifer tarandus platyrhynchus (Svalbard reindeer), 300 nucleotides long. NCBI's taxonomy places the organism in Eukaryota, Metazoa, Chordata, Mammalia, Artiodactyla, Cervidae. The record is from the annotation of a GenBank genome assembly.
AUGUUGGAGGUGGGGAUGAUAAGAGCUCAUCCCUGGAUCUGGCAUUGCCCAUCAGAACUGCAUUUCCUAGAAAGCCAAGGCUACUCUGAACAGCUAAAACUUGAACCCAGGAAAGCCUUGAACCCGGUGAGUAGAUCAUGGAGCAUUAAGGAGAAAAAGGGAGGGUCCUUGCCAGCCGCCUCUUUGCCUGCUUACCAGAGGCUCAUGAGCUCACAUGGCGGUCUCUGGGCAGGAGGACAGCUGGUCACUGGGUUUCUGUGCUCCUGUCCUGGGAGUUUAGAGCUGGAACGUCACUUGUAG